AUGAUAAAUCAUGAAACGCAGGUAUCUCUCCCUCAUAUUCAGCUAUCGUUUCCCGAGUUGAGUUCAUCGCUGCUGCCUUCUGUUUCAGAGGUUCCUCUUACAGAGAUUAGAAAGAAUGCUCAGAAAAAAGGACAACUUCUCGAGCGCUAUCUGGUCGAUGAAAAUCUCGGAGAAGUCGAGCGGGCUGAAUAUCUGCUCACGAAAGGAACAUCUGUACAAAAGUGUUCUGUACUUGAAAACUUGCCAUCUCUAUUUCAAAGACACCAACAAAAAGCCAUCUCGAAAAUAGUCUCCCUCUUCUCGGAUAAAAUCGGAAAAGAAGAUGAAGAAACUCAAAUUAUGAUUGGAGACUAUUUGGUUCCGUGUUUUCCUUUACUACAUCCAGAAAAUAUGAAAGAAGUAUUCGCGCUUAUACAAUCAAUGAUAAAUAACUCUGGAGAGCAUGUAUCAUCAGUUUGGCAAGAUGUAUUAAUCUCUGCCGUAGAUUUUAUGGCACCCUCACUCUUGGAACAUGAAAUUAUUCCCUUUGCCAUCCAGAAAGGAAGCUUAUCAGAAUCAGAAGGCAAUCGAUGUUUUUGCGCCAAGCUGUUGGGUGCUCUUUCAAAACGUCUGCCCUUCCAAAUCAUAAAGCAGUCGUAUCUUCAAAAAUCGUUGGAUCUUUGUCAAGACACAUCAUUCUCGGUAAGAAAGACAAUGGCACAAGAAAUUAUUAAUUUAUCAAAAGGAUUAGGCCCUGAAAAAUCCAAACAAUUUUUAAUGCCUGAGUUAUUUCAGCUUGUAAAAGAUGAAACCAAAUUGGUGAGACAGGCAGCCUUGGAAACUUUGACAAACAUGUUAAGCUUUUUCGAUGAAAAAUAUAGAGCGGAUCAAAUUCAACAAUAUUAUUUGAACUGGGUCAAAUCACCUCCGAGCGAUUUGUACAGAAUACUCGUUGAGAGGUUUGGAGAAAUAUUCUAUUACUUACAAAUUAGGGAAGAGGAUCAAAUUGCAUGUUUUGUCAACUUUUUUGUUUCAGCAGCUAAAGACAAUUCUCAAGAAAUUCGUGAAUUUUGUGCAUUCAAUUUUCCUGCUGUUGUUAAGUGUGUUGGAUCCAAGAGGUAUGAGAAAUGUUUGCAUAACAGCAUGGUGGCUUGUUGCGAGGAUCCAAGUGUGGCUGUUAGAAAGAGGAUUGCUUCUGGUUUUCAUGAGAUAGUUAGGCUGCUAUCAGAGGAUGGAACGGCCAAACUCCUUAAAAACCUUUUCUUUUCCCUGCUGUCGGAUUCCAAUAUGGACGUGAGAGACAAAAUUGUGCAAAACUUGAACACGAUUUUAACAUGCUUUAAAACAGCUUUAGCAAAAACAUCGGAUUCCUUUUUUACCAAUGUGAUCAGCUCCAUCAACAAUUAUCACAGUGGAGUGCAAAACGAUUGGAGAAGAUUGGAAAACUAUUUUUCCCAUUUUCAAUAUUUUCAUUUAUAUUUUUCGAGAGAUCAAAUAAUAGACACGUUCAUUCCCAUUCUUAAAAAACAAAUAUUUGAGGGAGUUGCACAACCUGUAAAAAUUCAAGCCGCAACCUCACUUGUGAUUGUCACAAGAGGACUUCAAAGCUUACCAAGACAAAAAGAUAUUUUGUCGAGCGUAACCAAGGACCUUAUCAGCAGCAGGUCUUAUUCCAAUCGCAUGAUGUUUUUUGAUUUAUGUAUUCCAAUCAUGGAACAUUAUAGCAAAAAAUUUUCGAAAGAACUACUUUUCGAUAACGUUAUGAAAAUGGAGAAGGACAAAGUUCCUAAUGUUCGAAGACGGUUUUGCUUCAUGCUUCCAGAGUUGAAAAAAACAUUGACACUUCCUGAUGAUGUCCUUCUUCUAGCGAAAAUUAAGGAAAAACUCUCUUAUUUGAGCUUGGAUAAAGACAGAGAUGUUAAGGAGGCAGCCAUGACUGCAAGGAACAUCCUUCAUACUAUUGAAACUGAAACAAAUCGAGGAUUCAGACUCAACCUUCAAAGCAUGGACGACAUUGCUGACAAGAAAAAGGAGAAGGAAGAGUCAGAAUGGACUGAUCGAGAAUAUAUUACAUCAAUAACAUACAUGAGCCCGAACACGUCCUCUUCAACUCAGAUUUCUCCUCCUUCCACAUCCAUUUCUUCUAUGAGAAGGAAAUCUAUUCCCAAUGCUUUGAAACCUCCUACCACUUCCUCUAGUAACCCUCCAAAAUCUAAAUCUCCGUCGCCUACACCUUUUUCGUCCUCCUCUGGUAAGCCCAAGAGUGGAAACACUAUUUCAAGAACUCAAAGUUCCACAUCAAAGAAUAUCACCUCAAACGAGCCAUCAUCCAAACACAAAAGUAAAUCAACUCCCUCUCUUUCUGUGAACCAUUCCCAUUCCAUUCCUCGAAGUACCUCUUCCCAAUCCAAACAUUGA
Naegleria fowleri is the source of this 2397-nucleotide messenger RNA. RefSeq lists its product as uncharacterized. Bases 1 to 2397 code for a protein of 798 amino acids. Lineage: Eukaryota; Heterolobosea; Eutetramitea; Acrasida; Naegleriidae. The transcript has 7 exons. Gene Ontology annotation, molecular function: protein binding. The record is from RefSeq and is a predicted model, not a curated record.